Messenger RNA from Wasmannia auropunctata (little fire ant), 6553 nucleotides. RefSeq lists its product as uncharacterized. The record is from RefSeq and is a predicted model, not a curated record. The transcript is spliced from 9 exons. Gene Ontology annotation, molecular function: protein binding. Gene Ontology annotation, biological process: regulation of gene expression. Bases 1065 to 4028 code for a protein of 987 amino acids. Lineage: Eukaryota; Metazoa; Arthropoda; Insecta; Hymenoptera; Formicidae. Gene Ontology annotation, cellular component: nucleus.
UGCCGCUGCCGCCGCCGCUGCUGCCGUUGACGGUGCCAGUGCCGCGUCGGCGUCGCCGGUCCGACAAAAGUCGCGGCCGCAGAUAAGAAUCCCGCGAGUGUUCGCUCGAUAUUGGAGCCGCGCGACGAAGCGCCGAAGGUCGUACAGCGACGUACAGCGACACGCAUGAUCUGACUGGCUCCGGAUCGAGGCACGCGGGUGUGUUUCGGCUACCUUGGUACAUGCGUGCGUGCGUGCGUGCGUGCGUGUGUGUAUAUAUACGCGAGAGACUGGAUCGUUCGCAGAAUCGCAAACGAGUCUCUUUCUCUCUCUCUCUCGUCGAGAUCUUGGUGGAGACUAGUCGCUUAUUAUUAUCGCGCUACAACGAUCGGCUCUCAGUCGCCGAUGCCGACAGAAAACUGAAUUGAAGCAACGUGCGCGCGCUUGUAUCUUCAGACCAGGCUGUUGAAGACACAUCUCCAAAAGAUUAUCGAGAUUAUUAACGAAGUGCAUGUGCCUAUAAAAGACAGGGCAUUUACACGCUUCACUUUACCCUAUUUGGAUCGCAACGUAACGCGGAAGUAUAUCGAUCGCGAGGACAAGCAGUGUAAAUUGGAAAUCUGAGACGGAGAACGGACACCUGGGAGGGACGUGUGGCAAAGAAACGGAGAUAUGGAAACGACGUGAAGCGUCGAGUAUCGCAUGCCGAUAAGAUCGUGAAAUCGCGAUUCGAGAUCAGCGCAGGAGCGGUCGUGCGACACCGGAGGUGCGGAUGUUCGUGCUCUCGGGGCACCUCUACGAGUGAAGGCAAUGUGAAACGCGUUCUUCUGACGCGAUGUUACGUCAACGCGCGACUCGUAUGGUGAUUUUGAGAGCGAGUGUCGAGACGACUCCGUGAAAGCGGUCUGUCACGAUUACGAAGCUAAUUGAUUCAGCGCUAUUCGGAGAAAACGCACGAGAUUCACGUCGGAACGAAAUUUCUGAGAUCAAAAGGACAUUAACUGACGCUUGAAGUUUUUAUUAAUUCUCUUUGGGCAAGUCAUUUAUAUUACAUAAGAUUAGGGAAAACCCAGGCAGCGCACACCAUGAUCAAUUCCGGCCGAGUUACGCCGAUCCGAAUCGAGAACUGGACGCUGCAACACGUCUCAAUUCCAGAUUGCUCGUCUGUGAGCUCCCUGGAGGAGGAUUACGGAUCAACCUCGUCAACCGAGUCUGAGGACAUGUCUACCAGUCCAGACACGUUCUGCCGCUCGAGCGCGGGCGCGGGCAAGAGCUUCGAUCUCGACGAGGACUUCCGCGAGAAGCUGAUCAAAUAUGAAGACAUAAUCGAGAAGAUUGAGAAUCUACGGCUUGCGCGCAACAACGACGAGGACAACGAAGAUGUCGACAAUGAGAACGUCGGCAGGACACGCCACAUCAGUUGCGAAAACGUGGACAACAUAAAAUAUCGGGACAGCUGCAAGUUGCAAACGGGCCGUCAUACUGAUAACGAGGACAUAAACAACAACGAGGAUAACGUCACGGUUGAUGACAAUGAAGGCUGCCUGCCGCUUAACAUACGCGACGACAAGAAUCGAUGUCACUCUUUAUACGAUGGGAAUUCCAUAGACGACGAUUCGGAGGCCGAACAGGAGGGACGGCAGGAGCAGGAGGACUCCGACGAUCCCGAUCUGAGACAACGAGGACCGAUCAAGCCCAAUUUCCAACCCCCUCGGGCACUAUCAUACCCUUACUCCAUGGUGACCUGGCUGCAAACGACGCAUGAAAACGACGGCGCAGACGCCGCCUACGCGGUGGAUUACGAGAAAACUGCCGAGCAGAUACUGAGGAACAAGGAUUACAGCGAGAAAUUGAAUCCUUGCUUGGACCAGUUGUCGGACUCGAGUCGAAAUCAGAUGUUGAUCGGAACGAUGAAUCUGGGAAUAAAUUCUAGCUGGAUCGAAGAGAAUGACAACGUUAUCUUCCGUAACGGAGAUUCUAACAACGAUACCGCGGCGCUUCCCUCCAUAGUCGUCGACGAUCCGGGAGAGGAGUCCUUGAUGGACAUCCUGUCGCGUGGCGGUUUUCAAGCCGCGUUGCUCUCAGACGCCAGUAGUCACUCGAUACCCUCGCCAGGCGCGAAAACCUGGUCCGAUUCCCCGGCGAGUAGCUACAACUGCGUCGUCUCGAGGUCGAAUAGUCGGGCAUCGAGUCGCGCCCAGUCACCGGGCUCCGCUACGAACCUGGAGUCACCGCAGAUGCACGUCAACGUCAUCGGCAGCCCGCUCGGUUCGCCGCAGGUCGCGUCGACAUAUCGUGCGCCGCAAACGUCCUCCUCGUCCUCGUCCAAUCUGUCCUACAGCGACGUGUCCAGCCCGCCGAAUUACCAGACACCCCUGAAUUACCAAACCGAGGAACAUCUUGGCGAAUCCCUGUCCGAUUGGAAGGGCAUUUACGAAUCCUCGGGAACGAUCGUCAACAGCAGCGACACUAUUGACUGUGCGUUGCUUCAGCUCGUGGAGCAGGUCAUAGAGGAGGACAAGCAGAGCAAAGCGUUGAAGGAGCCGCAGGUUGUCUCGAACCCUUGCUUCUCGUCCGCCUACAAUGACCGAUGCGUGUCCGUGCGAGCGUUGAAUCCCGCAUCGCGCGAAUGUCCCGCGAGCGACAUGCAAAGCGAAAAGUUGCAGGCCAUAGGCAUACCCCACGCAAACACCAUCCAGGUCGGGGGCUUACCCAUCGACGGCGAUCUCGUGUCGGUUUAUGCAAGUAAGGGUAGCACCGGUGGAUGCGCGUUUGUGAAUCGCGCGAUGAACGGUCAUGCGACGGACAUGGAGGCAAGGUAUUACGAGCCGCACGCGAAGAACGGCCAGGUCAACACGUCAAUCGUGCCACAGCACGACGCAAACACCCUGCACGAGAUCGGACUGACCGACGAGACGUCCGCAAAGACAUCCGAGCAAAACUUGCGCGCGUCGCAGGAGAAGUACACGAUGUUCCAUGUCGCCGGUGGAGAGAAGAGAUACGACCAGCCUACAUCGAUGUUUGUACCUAGCGACUAUCAGAUACCAACAAUGGUCUCCUCGUUCGAACCCAGCCGUCCACAGAGAAACUCGAAUCGAAAUAUAGUACCGUGGCCUUCGCUAAACUUGCCGUCUGUAAGAGCGAGCGAGAGGCUAAAGGAAGGAUUGCAUCCUAAGGAAGUGGAAAGAGCCAUGAGUAAUCUGCUGAAGAAGUCCUUAGAGGAAUUGGCGGCCACAGACGAGGAUGGUGAUACAACGCUGAUGUGUCUGGUGGGCAAUCCGGAGGAAUUGGCAAAGAAGAAAGCUUACUUGGCGCCAUUGGUCGAAAGAUUGGGCAACCUACCGGGCGCUCUAUCAAUGGUGAACAAUCGCAACGAGGACGCUUUGUACUUGGCCGCCAUAAAUUGCCCGGAAAUGCCUUACGUCACCGGAUAUUUGGCCGCCGCAAUGCUGCAGAAAGGGAUCGAUAUCAAUCAAAGAUUAUAUCACAUGCGCGGCGACACGCUGAUACAUUCGAUUGCGGCACGCGGUGAUUCCCACGGGGACGUCUUAGCGGAGCUGUUGGCGUUGAAGACGAUACAAGGGAAUCCUGUGUUCGACCUGUCCAGGUGUAAUUACGAUGGGAAAACCGCUCUUCACAUCGCAGUCGAAUCGCACGAUCCCACCGGACAGGGCGUCAAGUCCUUGGCCACGACGCGGCUUCUCUUGGAGAACGGCGCGAGCAUCAAGGUCAAAGAGAACAAGUGCGGCGACACUGCUUUACAUAUGGCAGCCUCAUUGAGUUGCGAUCCUGCACUCGUGAAGGUGUUGCUGUGCAAGGCCACAUCAAAUGUCAUGAACGAGACCAACUAUAUGUACAACACACCGCUGCACAUGGCCGCGGCGGUCUCAAAUACCGUAAACUUGGAGAAGCAGAAAGAGGUCUGCCGACUUUUGAUACAAGCCGGAGGCCAGACGAACAUACAGAAUCGGCAAGGGAAGACGCCGCUGGCGCUCGUGUUGCUGGAAAGGAAAGAAGCUAUCAAGAGGAUAUUCUACAAGAAAGCGUGAUAACCAUAAAAUGGAAUGAGCUCGAUGAUGGGCUCUACAUAAGACUGAUCUUCGCGGAAGUAUUUAGGAGCACUGGACGCUCCUUGGCGCUUUCCGCUCCGUUUCGUGAACUCUUGCGGCAGGAUUCGCAAUAGUUCAUUACAAGCAAACUCUCAAGACUGUGACUCAAGCCGGAAAGGAGUACCAACGAUAUGUACAAUCAUUGUACAAUCGCAUGAAAUUACCAGGGAAAUUAUUGUAGUCCCGAAUUGCGCGAGUCGAUAAGGAAAAAAAAACGUAAUUUACUAUAGACAUCUUCGUAUUCGUAGUGUCUGUUUGGUAUCAGACAUGGACAGAGUCUUUUUUUUAAGACUAACUAUCAAUGUUCUUUAAACGGGAAAAAAAUAAGAGAUAUAUAUUUUACAUAUAUAUAUAUAUAUAUAUAUAUAUUUAUAUUUAAAAUUAUGUUCACGAUACUUCGUCGUCUUUACCUUCAGAAUGACAUUUACUAUUCUAGUUGCAAUCCAGUGAUAUGUAUAAUAUAAUAUUUUAAUAUAAAAAGAGACUAAAUCAAACACACAAAAUCAGGCACAUUCUACGCUAACAAUAAGAAAACAUGUAAAACGAGAGUGUGCCUCAAGAUAUUUUGAUGUUGAUAUAUCGUUAUGUCUUUGAAUUGUGCAAUUAAGACAGGGAAUACUAUAAUAUUACCACCUUAAAUAGUAUAAUUGUGUAGUCAUUGCACUCCAGUAAUAUUUAAAUGGCUAACAAAAGCGGAUAUUUCUAAUAUUUCAGACCAAGUGCUUUCUAUAACAUUAUAAUUCAUGUUAAAUUUCGAUCAGUCUCGCUUAUCUAGCUGAUUCACGAUACUUUAUUUCCUUCUUCUUUUUUGUUUUCACUUGUAUACCGUAACACCAACUUGCAUUCUCUUGGUUUACAAUUUAAGUAUACAGAAGGUUUUUUAUAUUCAGUUGCUCAAAGUUUUACUAAAUAAUCGCAACGUUAGCAAAGCGGAAUUGUUCUGUUACAAUAUUUACAGUGUCUUUCUUUGAUUAACGUGUACAUAUCGUUUACUGAUACUAUCUUAUAUUAGCUAACAAUUAACGUUUAAAUAUGUAUUAAUUUUUCUUCUCAUCAAUUAUGCCUAUGUAUUUAUACAGAGUGAAUUUUACAUCGAACCGGCCUGUUUUCCGCGAAGCGAGUUUUCCCACAGUUUUCCCAGCUAUACUCAUUUGUCAAACCGACCGGCAACAACGGGAAAGAUCUCACGUCGAGAAGUUUCCUCUAAUUUUCUCCAUUGUAUCGCAUUAUUCGCCAUUUUUACGUGGAAACGCUGGCUGGAAGGAGCGAAGUGUUAAGUCAGCCGGCUGCAAAAAUCGUUACGUGGAAUAAUCAACGAACGUAAAUAUUAUUGCGGGAUAAGAGGGAAUAAACCGUGGCGCCAAUCUUCUUGGCGCGUGUACGGACGUAUACUUUCUGAUUGUUCCACGAAUCGAAAAGCUGGCGCCGUAAAAGUCACCACGUACGGUGACUUCGCUAGCGGUGCGGAAGUGCGGCGUGUUGCGGGAAGCGUGCGAGCGUGCGUGCGUACAUGAGUGCGCGAGUUGAGUGUGCAUCGAUAAAAGUGUGCUACAUUAACAUAUAUGUAAAUUGUAAAUACAUUUUUAUACACACGACUGGUGUGCGCCGCCUGGUAUUCCCGUCUCCUCCCAUACCGCGAGCGAUGUUGUAAUCCCUUGUUUAAUUCUACUGUGCGGUAUGUCCUAAUGCACAUUGAGUCCUUGUUCAUUAAUAUCUAUGUAUAACAACGGUGACAAAUUCAAACGCGCGUUCCGAGAUGUGACCUGAGCAGCAGAAUUCGGAUACCCCGAUGCAAAAAUAAAAUAAAAGCAGGAUACUUAUAUGUCUAUUCUUGCAAAAAGUAUUCCGCAUACUAUUAAAAUAAACACAUCAAGAACGACGCGCUGUGUUUUAUUUGUAAAAAAAGACAGAUAAAUUAGUGCGCAUUUUAACAUACUAAUCCUUCGCCCAAUUUAUAUCGUAUUUUUGGCUUUAAAAGACAGGGGAAUGAUUAGUUUAAUGGCUUUAUCGCCAGUCACGCCCACUGUUCAAUUCGCCACUGUUUAGCAACUCGCUUAAUGUAGAUUAACGUAAUUAUUAUUCUCGGCAUUUCAACGUGAUGAAUUAUUAAGUUUACAGAGAUAACGAUUGCUCAGUCUCUCAUCAUGAUCCAUCACACGAUUUCUUUUUUCCUUAUAUUUGCGUCGCGCAUGUAUAAUGUUUAAUACGUGGAAUCAUAGGUAUUGCAAAUUAAUACAAACUAACUAAUCUGUAAUUUAAUUUGCCGUUGCUUUAUCAUAAAUGAUUCUGUUCGACGAGUUCUGACGAGCAUAUCAAUUAGAUAUUUUUUACAAUACUAUAAUGUUAUUGUAUUAUAUAUUAUAUAUAUAUACAUAUUUAUUUGAAGAUGUAUUUAUUAUUUCUUCUGUGACAUCACAAUAUUGAUCCAAAUAAAAUAUACGCAUUUUAUGCUGCAUAAAUAGAAA